Molecule: messenger RNA, 3383 nt
Organism: Mobula hypostoma (lesser devil ray)
Lineage: Eukaryota; Metazoa; Chordata; Chondrichthyes; Myliobatiformes; Myliobatidae
Product: polypeptide N-acetylgalactosaminyltransferase 6-like
Exons: 11
Coding region: 134-1921 (595 amino acids)
Biological process (GO): protein O-linked glycosylation
Cellular component (GO): Golgi apparatus
Molecular function (GO): polypeptide N-acetylgalactosaminyltransferase activity
Source: RefSeq, a predicted model, not a curated record
CAGCGAGGGAAGUUCCAGCCGGGCUUCGAGCAGAGAGAGGGAGUUGCGGUCCCCUCUCCGGUUACGGGUACUCGAGAGUUGUAGCCCAGACUGAGAUAGGACCAAAGAGACUUUAUAUCUGUACAAGGAGAGAAUGGCCAUGCUGGGAAAGUUCCUCUCCUUCCGGAGAUUGGCCCUGAUCCUGCCAUGCUGCGCCCUUGGUCUGUUCCUGGCCCAACACUUACUCAUCACGGGGGAUUUGGAGAGUCUGGUGGGAGAGAGGACCCUGCUCAAAUCUCCCUUCACCAUGCUGAUCAACUCUGAUCGCUUGUGCACGCCUGGCUACUACUCUGCCGUCGAGCUGGAACCGGCCGCGCUGCGCCCCCGGGAGAAGCCCGGAGCGCCAGGUGCCUCAGGGAACGCGCUGGUGCUGGACAACCUCAGCCUGGAGGAGGCGACCCAGAGAUCUCUCGGCUUCCAGAAGCACGGGUUCGAUGCAUUCGCCAGUGACCGGAUCUCUCUGCAUCGUGACCUGGGACUGGACACCAGGCCUCCAGAAUGCAUCAGCCAAAGGUUCAAGCAUUGCCCGGCGCUGCCACACACCAGUGUGAUCAUCGCAUUCCACAACGAGGCUUGGUCUACCCUCCUGAGAACUGUCUAUAGCGUUCUGCACACCGUCCCCGCCCUUCUCCUCAGAGAGAUCAUUCUUGUGGACGAUGCCAGCACUGAAGUCGAUCUGAAGGAACCACUGGACAGAUACAUGGAGAACCUCCCCUUGGUCAAAGUGCUGAGAAAUUCAGCAAGGAAAGGGUUGGUUUCUGCCAGGCUGCUGGGAAGCUCCGUAGCAACGGGAGAAGUGCUGGCCUUCCUCGACUCACACUGCGAGUGUUUUGAGGGCUGGCUGGAGCCCCUGCUGGCCAGGAUAGUGAAGCUGGAGCAUGUUGUGGUCAGCCCCCAGGUCACCCCCAUCGACCGGCGCACCUUCGAGGUCGAGAAGCCCUCGCCGACGGAUACCACCCCCUUCCGUGGCAGCUUUGACUGGUCACUCUCUUUUGCUUGGGAGGAGCUACCAGUCUACGAGAACGAGGCAAGGAAGGACAACAGCUUCCCCUUCAGGACCCCAACUAUCCCCGGAGGACUUUUUGCUGUGUCCAAGGCCUACUUUGAAUACAUUGGCGCCUACGACACGCAGAUGGAGAUAUGGGGCGGAGAGAACCUAGAGCUGUCCUUUCGGGUCUGGCAGUGUGGAGGCCGACUGGAGAUAAUACCCUGCUCCGUAGUGGGACACGUGUUCCACAGCAACAGCCCUUACGUAUCCCGAAGUAGAUCCCCCUUUGUAUAUCGUAACCUGGUGCGAGUGGCUGAGGUGUGGAUGGAUGAGUACAAAGAUAUCUUUUACGACCGGGUCCACGAAGCGGCAGAAGUCGCAAGGAAGGGUCUGUUUGGUGACAUUUCUGAGAGGAGGCAGCUCAGAAAGCGACUACAGUGUAACAAUUUCUCCUGGUACCUCCAGAAUGUCCACCCGGAGCUGUAUGUCCCCACUAUCCGACCAGUGAUGCACACUACCCUGAUGAACCAAGGCAGCUCCCUCUGCCUGACCACAGGAGCGACCGAAGUGUCAGUGUCAAUGUCCUCCUGCAGUGGACAAGAGGAACGUCAGAACUUUGAGUACACAGACAAGGGUGAAAUCAUCAGCAAAGAAGCCAGCUCACAGUGCCUGCAGGCUGGCCUUCUCGUCAUACUGCUGGUCAGGUGUGCUGCCACCAGUAGGGGGGUCCACAUGCCCCCAGAGCAGAGGUUUGCACUCAAUCAGGAAGGAAUGAUCCUGAACGCCGGCUUGGGGCUCUGCUUGUCGGUGAGGGGAAAGCAGCUGAAGAUGGCAGAAUGCGACCACUCGGAUAUGUGGCAGCACUGGAUGUUCAUCAAACGUCAGGUCAAGUGACCCACUGCCUUCGCCUUGUGCCAGCCUUGCACUGAUGGAACUCGGGGUUGCCCUAUUCUGGUCAGAGGUCACCUCAGAAGUGCCAUCACACGACUUCAUCCCCUACUGCCAAUGGUCAUCUGACACGCCCAUCACCCUUGCACCCAACCUCAGCCCUCCUUGCAUUCCCACUGGAUGGUGAGUUCUCCUGACUCAGAUGGUCCAUAUGGCAAAAUCUGCAACACAUACAAAAUGCUGGAGGGGCUCAGCAAGUCUGGCAGCAUCUGUGGAGAGGAAUAAGCAGUUGACGUUUUGGGCCGAGGCCCUUCAUCAGGACUGGAAAGGAAGAGACAGCAGCCAGAAUAAAUAAGAUGGGGGGAUGGAGGGAAGAAGUACACAUUCACAGAUGAUAGGUGAGACCAGGUGAAGGUGGAUGUGUGGGGACUACUCAGGUUGAAGGAGCAACAUCUCAUAUUCCUUCUGGAUGGUCACCAACCUGAUGGCAUGGAGAUUGAUUUCUCCACCUCCUGGUGAUUUCCUCCUCCUUCCCCUCCUCUCUUUUUAUCAUUCCCCAUUCUGGUUACCCUCUCACCCCUUCUCCUCACCUGCCCAUCACCUCCCUCUGGUUCCCCUCCCUCCCUUUAUUCCAUGGUCCACUGUUUCCUCCGAUCAGAAUAGGUCUUCUUCAGCCAUUUACUUUAACCUAUCCCCCUGCCUUACCCAGUCACCUUCCCCCUCACCUGCUCUCACCUGUUACCUACCAACUUAUAUUCUUCCACCUCCCCCAUCAUCUUGUUCUGCCCUCUGCCCCCAUCUUUUCUAGUCCUGGUGAAGGGUCUCAACCCAAAACAUUGACUAUUUCCCCUCCAUAAAUGCUGCCUGAGCUGGUGAGUUCCUCUAGCAUUUUGUGCGUGUGUGUUGCUCAACAUUUCCGGCACCUGCAGAACUUAUUGUGUUUAGAAUCUCCUUCCUUUGAUAUUUUCACACUUGUAUUUUCAGUCACUCUCCUGGUUUAUCCUCAACUUGCCUCGAGAUACCUGAGUGAUUGUAAUUAGUUCUGAUCAAAUUAGACCAGCUCCAGAAGUUGGGGUGGCUGGAGAACUUACAGUGAACAUUGAAUAGCACCUGAGAGAAUGUUCUUUAAUGCGUGUCAGGUGCGAAGGUCAAAAUGUACAUUAAUCUGAGGUAUGAUUAGGGAGAUGGGUCAUAGAGACUGUUGCUUCCUACAAAGAUUGUCCGAUAAUUUUGUAUGUUACCACUGGUUCUGUUGUGUUUAAAGUGAAUUUUCUUACAUCAUUUACUGUUAAAAAUUAAAGUGAUAUAAAAUGAAAAAAAAAACAUGUUACUUAAAAGUAAAACCACAAGAAAGCCUUUUGGAACUAAAUAAUGUCUGAUCUACUGUAUAUAUUUGUUCUAUAUUGUCUCAUCAAACACUCCAAGGGCGGAAACAGCAAAGUUCAAUACAGAAUGAACAGAAUAAAUC